Molecule: messenger RNA, 358 nt
Organism: Moneuplotes crassus
Lineage: Eukaryota; Ciliophora; Spirotrichea; Euplotida; Euplotidae
Source: the annotation of a GenBank genome assembly
GAAAUCACAAAUGUCCUCUAGACUUAAACUGCUCCUGACUACCCAUUUCUGGGCUCCUGUGGGAGUUCUAGGAAUUGCAGUAUCUGGACUAGAAUUGCUAUACUUGAAACCAUCCCAUCAUAAUAUGAACCUAGCAAUUGGCUUUACGAUUGCUUCACCAUUAAUGGCAAUUCAUGCUGUUUCAAUAAGACCUCGAAAUUUCUUCUUAUGUGCUGUAUGGGUACUCAAUUGAGGAGUUUAUGGAUUUCUAGCUAGGGAUUCAGCAAAACAGUUGAAAGUUGUUAGAGAAGAACAGCAGAAAAUAGCUCUUAAAUAUUUUAAGUAACUACUAAAUAUCUAUAAAAAUUGCAAACCUAAC